AUGCUCGGACUACUCAUCAUCUCUUCACUGCUGAGCAGUGUGUCUGCGAUCUGUUGUUUGCCUUAUCACGAAAGAACAACUACUGGCAACCCCGACCCGGCUCUAUGCCCUACCACCAUCAACGCCCGGUCUGGGAAAGAGACUCAAUCCUUGUGGGCAUGCUGCUACAGCCCCAAACGGAACGCUCAGCACUGCACCCACGAUUACUCCCAGCGCUAUGAUCAGUCCCUACGGGAUGGUCCACUUUACUGCCACUAUGACAGCAAUACGAACCCACAAAUCGACGAUGGGUUCUGGGCCUGCAUUGCUAAUCCAAACUGA
This is a messenger RNA of Zymoseptoria tritici IPO323, 321 nucleotides long. RefSeq lists its product as uncharacterized. Lineage: Eukaryota; Fungi; Ascomycota; Dothideomycetes; Mycosphaerellales; Mycosphaerellaceae. Bases 1 to 321 code for a protein of 106 amino acids. The record is from RefSeq and is a predicted model, not a curated record. The transcript is spliced from 2 exons.